GUCGGCUGCGCUUGCACGCGGGUCACUGGCCCUGCGCGCUCGUAGUCGGCGUGUUGCGUACGCCCCGACCCUGCUCACGGUCGCCGUCUGGCAUCUUUCACUCACGCGCGCGGGCGUCGGUCGUACCUGCAAACUGGGCAUUUGCCCGGUGCGCUCGUGGUCGGCGUGUGUGUCGUCGCCCAUGCUUGUGCCCGUAUGCCCUCCUGUCUCCCCGCCCGCCGUCCCGCUUCCCCGCCUGCGUGCGUGCCUGCGUAUGUGGUCGCCGGCCGUCUCUGCGUGCUGGGCAUUGGCCCAGCGCGUUCGCCGUCGCCGUGCGCUGUCUGCUAUGCUGUCGUCUGCCGGUCCGCGCGCCCGCGCGCUCGCCUGCUCGUUGCCCGUCCGCUCGCAUUGCGUGCGUUCGUCGGCCAGGGCAUCCUCCCAACACGCCCGCGGCCUGCGUGUGUGUCGCGCUGCGUGAGGACGCACCUCAGGCUGUGCCAGCCUACCUGUUCUCCUGCCCGUCCGCUCACCGACUUGCCCAUCGACUUGCUCAUUCGCCGGCUUGCCCGUCCUGCAUUCGUCGGCCGCGUCUGCGUGUUGUGGCGCAGCGCGCUCGCGGUCGUCGUGUGUGCCGUCGUGCUGCAUGACGCCGCGAUCUGUGCUGACCCGACCGCUUGCUUCGCGCAACCACCCGCUUGCUCACUCACCUGCUCGUCUCACAAAUCCUUCCGUACGGUCGUCCGCCCAUCCGCCUGUCCGCUUGCUCGCUCGUACCCCGCUCUUGUGUCCGCUCGCCCGCCCAUUUGCGUGGUGUGUGCGUUGACCGUUCGUCGGCCGUGUGUUCGUGGUGGGCAUUCGCCCUGCGCGCUCGCGGUUGGCGUGCUCUGCGCGCCCCCUGCCCCACGCCUGUGUUAGCUUGCUAGCUCGCGUGCAGUUGUACUUACCUUCGCCAGUGUCAUACACUCGCCACGCGUUCGUCGGCCGCGUCUGCAUGCUGGGCACU
Messenger RNA from Fomitopsis serialis, 982 nucleotides. RefSeq lists its product as uncharacterized. The record is from RefSeq and is a predicted model, not a curated record. The transcript has a single exon. Lineage: Eukaryota; Fungi; Basidiomycota; Agaricomycetes; Polyporales; Fomitopsidaceae. The coding region runs from base 196 to 894 and encodes 232 amino acids.